Messenger RNA from Maylandia zebra (zebra mbuna), 2808 nucleotides. The record is from RefSeq and is a predicted model, not a curated record. NCBI's taxonomy places the organism in Eukaryota, Metazoa, Chordata, Actinopteri, Cichliformes, Cichlidae.
UGAUAAAUUGAGCAUAAAAACUGAUCAUCAGUGAAACUUAAAAUUUGUGUCAAUUGUAUAUAAAAUUCUGUUUCAAAUUAUUCUGUACACACACCUGCUUUUUGGAAUUAUUUGUUGAAGUUUUUUUUAAAGGGAAACAAAGCAAAAUGGAAAUCAGAGGAGAGGGGGAGGAGUUAUCUCUAUGGUAACACAGCAACAAACCCAGAGAAACCAGAGAAGAAGGAGAGCAGACUUUGACAAAGGACCAGAGGAGGAGAGGAAGAGGAGGAUCAGCAGCAGGACAAUGGCCUGUUUCCGGGGCAACCGGGAGGAGUUUUACGGAGAAGUGCUUCUAUUGGACAACAGAAAGCUGACACUGACGGUCGAACAGGGCAUCAAGAGAUCAUCGAAGGCGGUCUCCAUCUUGCAGCUGGUGUUCGUUGAGCUAGGCGUGGUCGAGGUUGAGUUCUUCGGUUUAAAGUUCUGUGACAACUGGCAGCAGACGCUCUGGUUGGAUCCUUCAAAGACUCUGUCACAGCACAAGGAACUCGCUGGGCCGCCGUACAUUUUCUACUUUGGAGUCAAAUUUUACAUUGAAGAUCCAUCGAAGCUGAACGAGGAAACAACCCGGCGUCAAUUUUACCUCCAACUUUGUCAGGAUGUACGUCGAGGUCGCCUGCCAUGCUCCGGCCACCUCAGAGCUCAGCUGUGCGCUCUGAUGCUGCAGGCGGAUCGAGGCAACCAGAGUGAGGACAACACAUCAGAUGCUGAGGAGACGCAGGAAGUUCAACUCAUCCGCAAAACGCUCAGUGGCGUCCCUCGCUCUGAGGCUCAGCGCCACUUCCUGUCUGUCUGCAGCUCUCUGCAGAUGUACGGCGUCUCUCUGUUCGCCGCCUAUGGGGAGAACCACACCGAGUACUUCCUGGGUCCAACACCAGUAGGAGUGGUCAUCUUCAAGAACAAAGAGCUGGUGGGAAAAUAUCUGUGGCAGCGAAUCAUCAAACUUCACUACAAAGACGAGAAGUUCGAGCUCAGAGUGUCAGGCAGAAACGGUUCAGCGACAUCGUUCUUCUUCCAAACAUCCGACUGCCGCAGCUGCAAACAUUUGUGGAAGUGUUGCGUUGAACAUCACACCUUCUUCAGGAUGUCAGAGAUAAACCUUUUAACACACAAACUGAACCACAAUAGUUUCACUUGCUCUAAAACUCCGUCUCUCCGUCUGUUGAAAAAUGGCAUUGACAACAAAACGGCAUCAGCUGAUGUGUGUGUGAGGGCAACGCGUCAAGCCAAUCAUAAGCCAAGUUGCAGUAGUGAACUAAUAACAAAACACAGCGCACUACCUGCUGUUCAGAGAGGGUCAGAGGGCAGGGCGAAGCCUGAUCAUGCUAAGCCCAGUGCACCAUGGGAAAACAACACAAACAUUGGUCUGUUCAACCCAAAGUUUUGUCCAAACACCAACAAAGACGAACAAGUCCCAGGAAGACCACAAAGGCGGAGCAGAAGUCUUGAUGGAGAUCGACCAAUCAGAGAGCAGAGGAGGAGCAGGUCUCAUUCCCGUGGCAACACGAGCAGCGGCAGCGAAUCAGAAAAGAUGUCAAGUAAUAGUGAGCGGUGCCGAAGAAGACCCCCAAAAUGCAGUCGCCACAGUGACCACGGUCCUGACACAACUUCCUGCCACCAUCGCCGCCGCCACACCCAAUCCCACAGUCCUGACAACCAAAUAUGGAAACACAUCCAGAAGGAGUUGGUGGAGCCUCCCAGUUUGAUUGACAGACAAAUGGAGGACAUACCUUAUAAGGAAGUAAGGGUGUUGGGAGAGCCAGUCAGAAUGCGUCGUUCUCGUUGGACUCGACGGCAUCAGCGGUGGGUGUCAGCCUCAGACCUCCGUUGUACAGAAUUGCUUCCUCCUCUUCCUGUUACCACGGCAGCUGACACUUCCUGUCGGUUUCCCACGAGCAAACACAGUUAAGACAUGGGCCGGGCUGUUGUGAAGUCUCGUUUUGAAGCCUUGAAAUGAGCAUUUCUGCCAAAAAGACAGAUGUGAUCCAGUGUUUAUAGAGGUCAGACAGCUGCUUCCACAGACCUCUACAGGAGCUGUCAUCCCUUGUGGGCUUCGGACAGAACUUCAUGCUUAGCUUCACCCAGGAGCUGCCUCUAUGUUUGUCAUCAUCACCUCUGUUACCAGUACUAGGGACGGAGCUUUAUCAGAUGGUACUGGUGUGUCGAUUCAUAGCCACUGUCCAGAGGUUCUGACUUCCUGUGAAGUUCAGGUCACUUGCUGGUUAAAUGUCAAGGAUUAGGGUAGAUAAUAUUUACUAAGGCAGGUAUCUGGAGGCAAUUACAGGUGAGGAGCAGUUUGGGGAGUGAAGGAAAUCUAACUCUGGCGUUUCACAAACGCCUUUAAUAAGCUUUCUGACUGAAGGCUGGGAGAACUGACCCUGCUUUUGUCCGCCUUCAUGGAACAAGUCUAAUGGAAGCACAGAAGAGUCUUCACACCUGUGAACACACCUGUCUUACCUGCUUGUAUGUGAUCAGUUUUUGAGUCUCUCUUUUAUUUAUGGUCAUUUAAUUUUUAGUGACUCUUGAUGUGAAUAAAUGGCUGCUUCAUCUUGCUCUCUCUGGCAGUGAUGAAAAAGGACUUCUCUCUUUUAUGAUCUUUGAGCUCAAGGCUGUUACAUGUAGCUGCUGUCAGCUGUUCUAUGUUUGUCGGUCAUAUUUUGGUCUCAUUUUGUUCUCUUUUCUUUUUUUUUGUGGUUUAAAAAUCUGAACAAUCAAUAAAAAUCUAACUUACAUUAGUAUUUAAAAAUGUAAAUAUUGUUUAUUAAUGAU